This is a messenger RNA of Drosophila hydei, 3977 nucleotides long. RefSeq names its product nostrin (gene Nost). The transcript has 6 exons. Gene Ontology annotation, molecular function: protein binding. Bases 125 to 3706 code for a protein of 1193 amino acids. NCBI's taxonomy places the organism in Eukaryota, Metazoa, Arthropoda, Insecta, Diptera, Drosophilidae. The record is from RefSeq and is a predicted model, not a curated record. Gene Ontology annotation, cellular component: cytoplasm; plasma membrane.
CGGUUUUUGGACAAUUAGCAGUGCGCACGCAAUGUGAACGUACAUAUGCGAGAGCCGCGCUGUGCCGUUAAAUCGAAUUCAAAUCAAAAGUCUAAUCAAAUAUUUAAAUAAUUUAUGUAGAAAAAUGAAUCAUUUGCGCGUUCAUAAAUUUAAAUUGGGUGGCAAGGACAAUGCGGCUGUGGCCGAAAUUCCUUCAAAUAACGCCACCUCGGAUAACAAUAACAGCAUUAAUAAUAAUAAUAACAACAACAACAACAACAGUAACAACCACAAUGGAAGUAGUGGAAGAGGAUUCCUCACACGCAUUAAGCGAUAUUCAGUGCUCGGCAAUAAGCUUGGCCGUCGUCAUUUAGGCGGCAUGACUUUGCCAGGUGGAGGAGCUGGCAAGGAUCGGUCCGGCUCGCCGAGCAAGCUAGCCACUGGCAGCUACAACAUGACCGGCAGCAACUCCGAGGAUCAUCGCUUGGAGAUUGGUGCACCCAUUCUUAUAUCGACUACAACAUUGGAUACCGAUCGCUUUGGUGUAACAGAGGCCCGUCUGAAGCAGAUUGGAGGCGGCAUUGCAAAGACAUCCUCAAUAGUGCGCACUCUAACGCCACGCAGCUCCGAUGAGGAAGAGUUUGUGGAUGCUUGUGGCACGCCGCAAAUCGAACAUCACUCGGGCGGCGAUUGUGUGGAAAGUGAACAUUUUGAAACGCCAACUCAUCAACCUGAACACAAGCUGUCACCGCCACCCACACCACCACCACCACCACCACCAGCAUCAGCAACUGCAACUGCAAUUGCAACUGCAACAUUAGCAGCAGCUGCUGUGGAGCCGCCCAUUCGACGGCCACGCAUUGCCCGUCAACAGCAAUCGAAAUCAGUGCAGAACCUGCAUCGCUCCGAGCUGAAAGUCUAUUUACACAAGUCGCCGUCGAUGACACUCAACAUGAAUGCGACGGCGCCGCCGCAGUUGGGCCUGAACCUGCCCGAACUGCCCGAGCUGUAUGGAACCAGCGAGCUGAGCUUGGCGGCCAGCGACAAUAAGGAGAACCACAGCACGCCACAACGUGGCCAGCAGCUAGCCACGCACACCUCCGAGUCGAGUAGAUACAUGUGUGGCGCCUUGGGCCAGAAGCGAUUCAAUAGCAUUGACUCCUUUCAGCGGACGAGCUCGAAGCAAAGCUCCAAGCAGAGUUUGGCCAGCUGUCGCAGCAGCCGGAGUCGCAGCCGAAGUCGCAGCAGAAGCAGAAGCAGAAGCCUGCUCAGCAUCACCGAUGAGUUUGACUUCGAUCUCAAGUCCGUUAGCUACACGAGCCUGAAUGCCCAAAAUCUGUUUGUGUCCAUUGAUGAGCUGCAGGAGAUAACCAGGCAGAUCAACGAGACAGAGGAUUUCAGUCGUGAAAUAGACUUGGAGUACUGCACUCAUCGGGAUCAGCUGCGUCCCAACGAGCGUCGCAUAACCCUGCUCAAGAACAAGAACCAGCGUCUGAUCAACUUUAAUCACAACAAGGAGAAGCUGCGCAAGGGUUGGCACGGCAUGAAGAAUUGGCUGGGCGAGGAGAGUACCAAGCUCAAGGAGGUGGUGCGCCAGCAGACGCCACUCAAGCGCGUGGCACAAUCCAAAAUGAAUCUUAAUCAGUCCACAGCCAACGCCAGCCGUCAGUCAAUGUCCCCAGACCGAAGUCGUGAUAUGACCGAGAGCUGUGAGGACGUCACCGAACGCACUGACUAUGAUCCUUCACUGUCGCAAAACCCCAGUGAGGAGGAUUUGUCGCCGAACGCCAAACGCUUCAAAGACGAGGGACAAAACGGCUUCGAGGAGCUUCGACGCUAUGUCAAACAGGGCGGCGACUUCAGCAAAGAACUCAUUUUCGUCCUGCAAGAGCGAGCCGACUCGGAGCUGAUCUACUCGAAGUCGCUCUCGAAGUUGGCCAAUAAACUGAAUAAAGCUGGCCGAGAGAUACCGGGCAGCGUUGCGGAUGCCUGGCGUGGUGUUGCUACAGAAAUGGAAAGUCGCAGCGACAUCCAUCGCCAGCUGGCAGCCUCGCUGACCGAUGAGCUGGUCAAGCCGCUCAAGACAGUCGUGGACAAUCAUCACAAGACACGCAAAGUGGUCGAGAGCAAUGUGGACAAAGCAGCGCGCGUGCUCAGCGAAUGGCGUGUGAGCGAAGCGAAGGCCAAGAAGGCCUCACACACGGCCGCCCGGGAGAACGAGAAGCUGCAGGAUGCGAUGCUGGACGUGCGCAUACAAAAAUCACCAUCGAUUGCAUUGCUGCAUCAAGGGCCCAACAAGCUCGCCGCCGAGAAGGAGCUCAAGUCGGCCGAGAAAGACUGCGCCAAAUUGGAUAACAAGCGCAAAAAGGCCGAGGAGGCGGUCAAACGGGCAGACGUUGAAUACUACACGCUCUGCGUCCGAGCCGAGCGAGCCCGCGUCGACUGGGAGAUGGCCGUGCUGCGCGGCUCCUCGCAGCUGCAGAGCAGCGAACAGCAUCGCGUGGGCAACAUGCACAACUUUGUGCAGCAAUAUGCGCGCCUCAUCAGCGACAUGAAUCCAAUUUUGGGCAGCAUGACCAACGGCCUACAACAGCAGCUGGAUGCCUGCAACGUGGCCAAGGAUAUGCAGGUGGUGCGCAAUAUACGGCGCAACUCCGAGGGCCCCAGCGAGCAGCUACUGCCUGACUUCUACUGCGAGCACACGACGCUGGCCAUGAACCGCGAGCGGCGCAAGCAUUCGCUGAUCAAACUGCUGCAGCUGGUCAAAACCGAUUUGGAAAGAGAGCGACGCUCCAGAGAUGGACUACGUGGCCUCUCACAGUCGCUCAACAAUCAGGAGCAUCAGAACAUAACCGAUAAGCUCUACCAUAUUCGCUCUAUGCUGACUUAUUUGGAGGGCGCACGCUUGAAACUGCAUACGGCGCUGCUCGAACUGGAUCACAAGCCGCGCACCACGCAUCCGCUGGCUCAGCACAUACAGAUUACGCGCGAUCGCACUGGACUGCAGCAGAGCAUUCUUAAGGUGCCCAACUGGAUGAAGAACAAUGAUAAGACACAGCAGACCACAUUGCUGUCGCAGGAUACUAGCGAUGUCGUCGUUGCCGACAGCGAUGACUACGCACAAAUGCAGGUGCAGACCAACAGCUCCUGUGCGAACAUUAGCGUGGUAGACGCGCCCACAUCGGCGCUGCUGAAGCACUUCAAUCGUAGCAAGAGCAAUAUUGAAACUUUUACCAGCCAACCAAAGAUAAUCUCGACAACCAACGCAUCGUUGGCGGCGACAACUGUGACUGCAACUGGGACUGGCAGGUCCAAGACACUCACUUCUGGCCAGACGAACGGCGAUCGUGGCCAGGCAGACGGCGGCUCCAAUCAGCAGGACUCUGACUUUGAUGAGUUCAGUUCGCAGGACGAGGACGAGGCUGAGCCGCAAUCGGCGCAGAACUUCUAUCAGAAUACGCAGGAGGUGCAAAGUUCAUCGAUGAGCUCUCAAGGCGCCAAUAGCAAUUUCACCAGCGUCAGCUCAAAGGACGGCGGCCACCAGUGCCAGGUGCUUGGCCGUUGCAAGGCGCUCUACAGCUAUGCACCGAAACUCUACGACGAACUGGAACUGAAUCCCGGCGAUAUCAUCGAGGUUCAUGCCAAACAGGAUGACGGCUGGUGGCUGGGCGCAUUGCGCAAUCAAAUUGGCAUCUUUCCGGCGACCUAUGUGGAGGACUGUGCCUAGCUAUCGGAACAAUAUAAGUCACCUAGUUGUCUAAGAGUGUCUGACUGGAUACUUAAGUCUGUGUGCGUGUGUGUGUGUGCUUGGGAGUGUAUGUGUGUGCGUGAUACUGGAAGAAUGUCGAAUUGUUUAUCUUCGUUCUCUUUUUUUAAAUACAUAUACAGACAUACAAAUAUAUAUAUACACACAUAUAUAUAUAUAUUCUUACAACGAGCUUUAAAGGUCUCUGCAUUAAAAUAUCUAAAUUUUAACAAACGGAACUAUUUUGUAUUGU